CUCCCGCGCCUCCCGUACCCCAGAGGCGCCUCCGCUUUUCAGCAACCCGCAGCGAGCGCAGCGCCCAGCCCGGAGAGAAGAUGUUUACCGUGAUGACCCGCCAGCCAUGCGAACAGACAGGCUUCAGGGCCCUCUCGAGGACUCCUGCCAUCGUCACCUUGGUGGUCCUGCUUGUGAGCAUUGUGGUACUUGUGACGCUUACACUCAUCCAGAUCCACCACCCACAGGUUCUCCCUCCAGGACUGAAGUAUGGAGUCGUGCUGGAUGCCGGCUCUUCCAGAACCACUGUCUACCUGUAUCAGUGGCCGGCAGAGAAGGAGAACAACACGGGAGUGGUCAGCCAAGCUUUCAGAUGCAGUGUGAGAGGCUCUGGGAUCUCCAGCUAUGAGAAUAACCCCCAAGAUGCCCCCAAAGCCUUUGAGGACUGUAUACUAAAGGUCAAGGAACAGGUCCCGGAUCACCUCCACGGAUCCACCCGCAUUUACCUGGGAGCCACAGCUGGGAUGCGCUUGCUGAGGUUGCAGAAUGAGACAGCAGCUCGUGAAGUCCUUGAGAGCAUCCAAAGCUACUUCAAGUCCCAGCCUUUUGAUUUUAGGGGUGCUCAAAUCAUUUCUGGGCAAGAGGAAGGGGUGUAUGGAUGGAUUACAGCCAACUAUAUAAUGGGAAAUUUCCUGGAGAAGAACCUGUGGCACAUGUGGGUGCACCCGCACGGAGUCGACACCACAGGAGCCCUGGAUUUAGGCGGCGCCUCCACCCAGAUAUCCUUCGUGGCCGAGGAAAAGAUGGAGCUGAACGCCAGCGACACGGUGCAGGUGUCUUUGUACGGCUACACAUACACUCUCUACACACACAGCUUCCAGUGCUAUGGCCAGAACGAAGCAGAGAAGAAGUUCCUGGCCACGCUUCUGCAGAGCCGUUCCACAGAAGCCAACAUCAGCAACCCCUGCUACCCUGAGGGCUACAGCACAGCCUUCACCUUGGGCCACGUGUUUGGCAGCCUGUGCACAGAGAAGCAGAGGCCAGAGAGCUACAACUCCAGUGAUAGCGUCACCUUCAUGGGAACUGGUGACCCACGACUGUGCAGGGAGAAGGUGGCUUCUGUGUUUGACUUCAGUGCUUGCCAAGAGCAAGACGCCUGUUCCUUUGAUGGCAUUUACCAGCCCAAGGUUCAAGGGCCGUUUGUGGCCUUUGCAGGCUUCUACUACACAGCCAGUGCGCUAAACCUCUCGGGAAGCUUCUCCCUUACCUCCUUCAAUGACAGCAGCUGGGACUUCUGCAGACACACUUGGAGUGAGCUCCCGGCCCUGCUCCCCAGAUUUGAUGAGACGUACGCCCGGUCCUACUGCUUCUCAGCCCACUACAUCUACCACUUGCUUGUAAAUGGAUACAAGUUCACUGAGGAGACUUGGCCUCAGAUACGCUUUGAAAAAGAAGUGGGGAACAGCAGCAUCGCCUGGUCCCUCGGCUACAUGCUCAGCUUGACCAACCAGAUCCCAGCUGGAAGUCCCCUGAUCCAUCUGCCCAUACAGCCACCGGUGUUUAUGGGAGUCCUGGCCUUCUUCACGGCGAUCGCCUUGCUGUGCCUGGCAUUUCUUUUGUAUCUAUGUUCAGCAUUCAGGACAAAGGAGCGCUCUCAGAAUGCCUUCGACCAAGCGGUGGAUUCUGAUUGAGCCUUCCAAGCAGCACCCCAGGCUGCCACCAGAGUGACACCAGGCAGUGUGAGUGAAGUGGCUGCCACCAGGACCUGUCCCGUGCUUAAAUGCCAAGGUCAUGUGCCUCUCAGCCACUGGUUCCUGCCAGAGCACCUCCUGGGAGUCCCUCAUCCACCCAGUGGGCAUUGCCUCGAAACCCCUCCCUCCCUGCUUGCUGAUCCCCUGGGAAUCAAGGAGACACUGGCUAUUGGUGUCAGGGGCUUCACUCCGACUACUCCAGAGGAAGUUGAGAAUAUAAUUUAAUGCGGAAGAAUGGACCACGGGCUCGGUUUCCAUUUUCCCUCCCUCUGUACUCCUCCUAGCAAUCCACCCAUGCAGGCUCCGACUCAGAUACUUCACGCUGUGACUUUGACCUGGAGUUCCUUUGCAAGACCUUCCUGUCUUUUAGUUGAGCCGAGCCCUAUCUCAGUCACUAAUGCUUUCUUUCAGCAAUCUCAUAAGCAUUAAGCUCCCUGACUGGUAGCAUUUAGUGGGGAAGAUGAUAGCAUUUUGAGACAGUUUCAUGUAGCCCAUGCUAACUUCCUGCUCACUAUGUAGCCAAGACCAGGACCUGUCCCAUGCCUAAAUGCCAAGGUCAUGUGCCUCUCAGCCACUGGUUCAUUGAUAUCUGCUCUUUUGCUGAGGGCUGAGAUUAUGGGUUGUGAGGUCCUCGGGGUGGAACCCCAGGCUUCAUGAAUUCUAGGCAACUAUUUGACCAAGUGAGUCACAUGCCCAGCCUAGGAAGACUCAUAGCCUCAAGGACAGAUGGCCUCAGUCAUGUAGGCAGACCUGAAGCACAAAAACACACAGAAGUCCCUAAACGGUAGCUGUUCUUAUUUUGGAGUGCCCACGGAGCUCUGGUCAUGAGGUUGCUACUAGGCAUGUGUCCUCCUUGUGUGGCUGUCUCCCUGCUGUGCCCUCUUGUAAAUCACACCCAGUGUGGACUGUACUGGGGGAUGGUGAGGAGAUCUCAUUGACCCGGCAGAGCUCCUGCUCAGGGUACCUUUGGGCUAUAACCAUGGGGUGUAGUUCCCCCCCCCCCACUGCUCCCACAGGUAUACAGGAUCCUGUCCAAAGACAUCCCUACAUUUCUCCUUGCAGAGCUGCUACACAUCUUGACUUUGGGAAAAGAGAAGGCAGUCUCAGGAAUAUUUGCCUCCAAAGUGG
This is a messenger RNA of Mus pahari (shrew mouse), 2858 nucleotides long. RefSeq names its product ectonucleoside triphosphate diphosphohydrolase 3 (gene Entpd3). Gene Ontology annotation, cellular component: plasma membrane. The coding region runs from base 81 to 1670 and encodes 529 amino acids. Lineage: Eukaryota; Metazoa; Chordata; Mammalia; Rodentia; Muridae. Gene Ontology annotation, molecular function: UDP phosphatase activity; GDP phosphatase activity. The transcript has 11 exons. The record is from RefSeq and is a predicted model, not a curated record. Gene Ontology annotation, biological process: nucleoside diphosphate catabolic process.